UUCACUGUUUCACAGACAUUGCAAAACCCUACUACAAGACCUCAAAACCUCAAAAAUAUACCAAAACCAAGACAAAUAAAAGCAGAAAAUUUUGAUUUUGUUUCCAAUAAAACAUGUCUUUGAAUGUUGUGCGAUCUCGAAUCGUUUCGAAGCUCAGUCGUGGCGGCAAAAAUUGUAAUGGCUUCAGAAGACUUCUCAGCUCCGACGUCCCCAAAAAGGAGCCGGAGGUGACAGCGGCAGGGGAUGCGGGGCGUAACUCGCCUUGGCGGUUUCUCAAGUACGGAACUGUGGUGGCUUUGACUGGUGUCACAGCCGGUGCUGGUUUUGUUACUUAUGCAUACAGUACACAGGAAAUAGAGGAGAAGACAAAACCAUUGCGAGAAUCAUUGAAUUACUCUGUUGGGGAUGAUGCGUCUGCUGUUGAGAAAUAUCGGGCUAUGCUGUACAAUGCUGCUAUGACAGUUCCUGCUAAAGCAAUUGAACUUUACCUGGAUUUGAGGACCCUAUUGGAAGAACAAGUUAAAGGUUUUACUGAACCAACCUCUGAUAAGCUUCUUCCAGAUUUGCAUCCUGCAGAGCAGCAUGUUUUCACACUUGUUCUAGAUCUAAACGAGACUUUAAUUUUCUCUGAUUGGAAUCGUGACAGAGGGUGGCGAACAUUCAAACGACCAGGAGUUGAUGCUUUCCUGGAACAUAUGGCAAAGUUCUAUGAACUUGUCAUAUACUCUGACCAGCUGAAUAUGUAUGUUGAUCCUGUUUGUGAAAAGUUGGAUAACAAAUACAUACGGUAUAGGCUAUCAAGAGGUGCUACUAAGUAUCAAGAUGGCAAGCAUUAUAGGGAUCUUUCUAAACUUAAUAGAGAUCCAGCCAAGAUCUUAUACGUGAGUGGUCAUGCAUUUGAGUCUUGCCUUCAGCCAGAAAACUGUGUUCCAAUUAAGCCAUAUAAGCUGGAGACAGAUGAUACAGAACUUUUGGAUCUUAUUCCGUUCCUUGAAUAUGUUGCUCGUAAUAGUCCAGCUGACAUCAGAAAUGUAUUAGGAUCUUAUGAAAGAAAGGAUAUUGCGAAAGAGUUUCUUGAACGCUCCAAAGAUUAUCAAAGGCGGAUGCAAGAACAAAGGCAGCAAGGUCGCUUCUGGCGACGUUGAAGAUAGAGUUAUGUAAAUUGUAAUUGGAGAUACUUAAAGAGAUGUGCAUGUAGUUUCGAGUACCAAACUGAAGAAUAUGAGAGUCAUCAUUUAGGAAUCCGUCCAUCUUUUUCCUGGCAAGUCAAUUCAAUUUUCUGCAAACUGACUAUAAAAUGAUGAAUUCAUUUUCUCACAUUCUCAUUUAAAAGCCUGAUGAGAAUUGGGCUGUAGACAUAAUUUUUUUUUCCCUGUGAUCAUAUUGUUUGUCAAGAAAACCCAGAAUUUUGGUUAUCUGUGGAUAUUGUUUUCCAAUAUUGAUAUAAUAAUUUAGUUGACAGACAUUUACCAGCA
Mangifera indica (mango) is the source of this 1475-nucleotide messenger RNA. Its product is annotated as mitochondrial import inner membrane translocase subunit TIM50-like. The transcript is spliced from 10 exons. Bases 114 to 1145 code for a protein of 343 amino acids. Gene Ontology annotation, molecular function: phosphoprotein phosphatase activity. The record is from RefSeq and is a predicted model, not a curated record. NCBI's taxonomy places the organism in Eukaryota, Viridiplantae, Streptophyta, Magnoliopsida, Sapindales, Anacardiaceae.